GACGUCAUAGGGUGAGUAGUUUAAAUCCACAGGUGACAUUACUUGGUCAAAUGAGUUUUUUGAGCGCAAACUCAUUUUGGCGUCAAGUUUGACAAAGAAAUAGUUACGGUGUGUUUACAUCUUUCUAGACACUGGAUGGAUUAGGUGCGCGUUCUCGUAUUCAUUAUACGCUAAUUAUGUAUAUUCAUAGACAGCCCGCGGAGGGCGGAAAGGAAGAAGGGAGGGCGUCGCUGUUUAAAAUGCUGGGAAUGUGACAGCCAGUCGACCAGACCGCCAGCCUCGGCUCGGAGAGGGAAUGAAGAGACACCUCCGCGGGGAAAAUGCGCGCGGCAGCAGCAGCGAAGUGACGCGUUACGCGCCGCUCCACAAGUGCUCGGACCCGAUCGCCCUUUUGAGGGGACAAACAUGACCGUGGUGCCCGGGGAGAACGUCGACGAGACCGUGGCGUUGACAGCCCUAUCCCAAGAUGUUUACGACCCCGAGCGCGCGGGUCAGGAGUGCUGCGAGCGGGUGGUUAUCAACAUCUCCGGGUUGCGCUUUGAGACGCAGCUGAAAACCCUGGCGCAGUUCCCGUCCACCUUACUCGGGGACCCCAGAAAACGAAUGCGCUUCUUUGAUCCGCUGAGGAACGAGUAUUUCUUCGACAGGAACCGACCCAGCUUUGAUGCCAUCCUUUACUACUAUCAGUCCGGGGGGAGGUUAAGGAGACCCGUCAAUGUGCCCGUGGACAUCUUCAUGGAGGAGAUUAAAUUCUACGAGUUGGGAGAGGAGGUCAUUGAGAAUUUUAAGGAGGACGAGGGGUUCAUCAAGGAGGAAGAGCGACCUUUGCCGGAAAACGAGUUCCAGCGUCAGGUCUGGCUUUUGUUCGAGUACCCAGAGAGUUCUGGACCCGCGAGGGGGAUCGCAAUAGUCUCGGUGCUCGUCAUUUUAAUAUCCAUCGUCAUCUUUUGUUUGGAGACUUUACCAGAGUUUAGGGAUGAGGGGAAAAUGCACGAGGAGCAGCUCGCCAUCAACGGAACCGUAAGUUCAAAGAAGCCAAAUCCCUUCACGGACCCGUUUUUUAUCGUGGAGACCCUCUGCAUCAUUUGGUUCUCAUUUGAGUUGCUGGUGAGGUUCCUUGCGUGCCCGAGCAAGCCCGCCUUUUUCAAGAACAUUAUGAACACCAUCGACAUCGUGGCGAUCAUACCCUACUUCAUAACCCUGGGUCUGGAGCUGGCAGAGCACCAGGGCAACGGGCAGCAGGCCAUGUCUCUGGCCAUACUGAGGGUCAUUCGCCUGGUGCGGGUGUUCCGCAUCUUUAAGCUCUCCAGACACUCCAAGGGUCUCCAGAUCCUGGGGAAGACCCUGCAAGCGAGCAUGCGGGAAUUAGGUCUGCUGAUAUUCUUUCUCUUUAUCGGGGUCAUACUCUUCUCCAGCGCCGUGUAUUUCGCCGAGACGGACGACCCCGACUCGGGGUUCAGCAGCAUCCCCGAUGCCUUCUGGUGGGCGGUGGUUUCCAUGACAACCGUGGGCUACGGAGACAUGUGCCCGGUCACCAUCGGGGGCAAGAUCGUGGGCUCUUUAUGCGCCAUCGCCGGCGUGCUCACCAUCGCGCUCCCGGUGCCCGUCAUAGUGUCCAACUUCAAUUACUUUUACCACAGAGAGACCGAGCACGAGGAGCAGUUACAGUACACGCACGUGACGUGCGGUCAGCAACAGCAGCCUUCCUAUGGCGAGUUUCAAAGGAGCGACAGCAAACAGUCCAUGUCCAAAUCGGAGUACCUGGACUCGGAGGACGGAGAUUCGGUCAAGUACACCAACUGCAGCCCCCAUAAAGCAUGCACGGGAAAACUCACCGAUGUGUGAACGCGGACAUUUACGCGCCCAAAGAACGCAUCUUUCUCCGUGCGCGCAUCCUUAUCAUUGCUCGGCUCGGGCAGAUGUCUGUGAGGAACACAGCUUCAUCUGAAAAACAUAACUGUGCGAUUAUUUUUUAACUGUAUGAUUAUUUUCUUAACUGUCUUCCGUUGUUGUGAUCGUCGAAGCGCGUGGCGUAGAGUAGGACGCAGUAGCUGUAUAGCCGCACAAAAGUAUAGAGAACGUAAAAUAUUAUAUUUAUUAGAUGCAAGCCCGAUGAAAUCAAGCUGAAGCACUUUGCUCGUGUUCUCAUUCGUUAGUUUUACGCAUUUCGGUAAUGAAGUUUACGUACAUUACGCUUUUUAAGAGAGAAACAGUAGGACCAAUAUCGGUAUUUUAAUUUUAAAUAUUGAGGACAGUUGAGUUGAAAUGCAAUCUAAUUGGAAAAUAAAUACAUUAAUUUAAUUAAUUAAUAACCCCCCCCUACUUGUUCCAGCUAAUUCCAGUUGUUUUUAGGGGCCGUAACAGGUACAUUUGAGAUGCGCAUAUAUCCAGAAAAGCUUUAUAAUUUCAAACAUCACAUUCUCACUCAUUAGACGUCUGAAACAUUGAAAUUUAACUUUACAGGUCAUUGCAUCUUAAUAUUCUUGCUUUUUUUGGCAAAAGCAACAUUUGUGUAAGCUUCAUAUGAUCAACAGAUGUGCAGUGAUGGAAUGAAUAAGCAAGCUGCACAUUCAGAUAGAUUUUUAAAAUCUAAUAGCGCCACCUAGUGAUCAUAGAUGGUAGCUGCAGCCAGAAGAAUGUGUUUCCAUAGCAACCUUCCAGACGGUUCUCGAGACAUCAGGCAAUACAUUGUUCUCUUAAUUCAUUUGUUCACAUAAAACAUGGUUGCCUCAUAAAUAAAACGCAUUUAAAAAUAAAUUGAUAUAUUUGGCAACCAAAAAAUCCGACUCGUGCAACCCUUCACGGAUGAUCAAAUGCACCGUAAUAGUUUGACACAAUUAUUGUCCACGCCGACCAGAAUGCAUCUGAUAACAUGAAGAAACAUCAACAUUUCUUGCUCUGCAACCAACGCCACGAGAUCGUGAGUUCAGCCCAUAGGUUCAGUCAAAGGAUGCGUUGUGACGUCACUGCGAGGAGGGGAUAACAAGGAUGCCUAUUGGUUGGAUUAAAAUCAAUUUUACAGAGGAUUCCUGCAAUGUCAACAAGGGGAAAACCGGAAAUUGAUGUAUCUGCUCAGACCCCUCCAACAUACAAGUUCCUCUCUGCUCCUUUUAAUGGAAUCUACCACAGGAACAAAAAUGAUUCAGAUAUGUGGAUGGGACACUCCAGUUCUUCAUGUAACCUGAACCUUUCAUAUGGGAAGAAACAAAUUACACGAUCUACAAAAGACAACAUUUUAAGGAGCAAACUUUUUUUCUAUUGGAUGGUUUUUUUUUUGCCUUGAACGAGUUUAAGGAUUAACUUUGUCAAAAACUUGACGCCCGGACAGUGUGGGAAAAAAAUGAAAAUUUUAAGAGUUUGAAAAUGAUUUACUUGAUCAUGGAUUACAUGCGCAAACAAAUGCUUACCUUACAUUUGUUUGCCCCAAAACAACAUGCUGUUGAAAUGAGUGUGUACUGUAUGUAUGUGUGAUUAUGUAUGCAUGUGUCACAUUUAAACAUUACAUAUCAUGCAGUAUGCUAUACCAAAACACAUGAUGUCGUGCGUGGGGUUGGGCAUGAUAAAAAUUGUAUCAUUUUAUUUUUUUAUUUUGACUCGUCAACAAGUGCACAAAAUCAUUCAUAUAAAAUGGGAACAAUGACAACGACAAAAUGACAAAAUAUCAAUAAUGACUUGACUGUUGAGGUUAACAUUGUUAAAUAUCUAUUUUUUUAAAGUAUCAUAGAUUUUAUAUAAGAACGGUGUGGGUUGAACUGCUGAAAGGUUAUUUUUGUAGUUUUUUUUUUUUAAAGUUAUUGCUUGUUGAUUUUCAUGUUGGUCCUUCACUUGCUUUAUUUUGAUCGCAGUAUAAAGAAUCGAAAUGCUGAAAUGUUCAAUUCUGUCACCUUUUCUCCUAAAAUAGUUUAUGCAGUACAAACAGAAAUGUUUGUGUCUUCUACAGUAUGUUGUGAUUAUUGAUAGUGUCAGAAUGCUUUAUCGCCAGUCAUUGAAAGCAUCUACCUCACUGUGCUGAUUUACUGUUUGUUUACCUCGCUGUAUUGAGUUACAUCCAGCACAUCAUAAGCCGUAUUUCUGGAAAGGCUCGCACCAACAUUUCCGUGUAACUGUAAGGAGGACACGAUGUGUUGAGCCUCUGUUCUGCUUUUGUACAAAUAUACUCUGCAAAUCAUCAAGAAAUAUUAAUGACAUGCUUUAAUCUGAACGUGGCAUAAGUCAUAUGCGAGAAAAACUUGUACAAAAUGCCCCCAAAAAGUUUGAGAGUUUUUCUUUAACUGAUGUUUUAUGGAAAGAGUGAUAUUUAGAAUUGUGAAGUUAUUGCUCAUCAAUAUUGUUUAUAUAUUCGCUUGGAUGAAACAUUCAUAUGUAUGUAAAUUUGGGCCUUUUCCAUGCGCAUGACAAACAGUUUGUAUGUUUAGGGUGAUUUCCAUUGCAGUGCUUUCGCUAAAAUUUCAACAUUUAUCAAAUCAACAUCGACUACAACAUCAUCUUAAGGCCCUGAACACACAACUUUGCAUGACAUAAAGAUGUUAUUUCCCACAUAAUUAUAAUAAUCAUCUAUGUUUAAUAUCAUUAUACAUUGACGCGUUUAAAUCAUGAUUUAUUUAUUUGUUAAAAACUCCAUCACACAAAAGCAUUCCCACAAGGCCCUGAAAGGAAGAUUUUUACAAAAACAAUGUGUUUCACUAUUGCAUUAGAUUUUGUUGUUUCUGACAUAAACGUCACACAACUCGCAACAAAACAGACAUACAUGCAGGUUGGGAGCUAUAAGUCUGUGUACAUUUCCACUGUAGUGAAAGAUUGCCGCUCACAACAACCAGAGCACUACAAUCCCACAAUCCAUCCUGGCAGCGUAACGCUUGACUUCCAUAGAAAUCCAUUAAAAUGGAUUCCCCAUCGCUAGGAACAACAAAGCUGUCUACACAACUGCCUGAACCGUGACAUCUUGUGCAUUGGUUUUGAAGACAAACACACAUGAAAGCAAAAAUGUAUGUUAUGCAUUUCAUUAAUUGACGUUUCUGCACUUUUGGUCUUUCAACAAUAAUUAGAUUUAGAAGUUUAGCAGCCGGCUCAAAUCUGAUGUUUUAAAUGAACAUUAUAGUGACGUUCACAUGUAAACUGUGGACAGACUCGAUUUGUGGUGGGAUAAUUAAAUUUUAAAUUUAAAUUGAUGACUUAAACAUGAAUCAUGGAACCUCCCUGUUUUUUUUGUUUUUUUCAUAAACAUCCCAUCAUAUUUCUGUCAGCUGCGUGUUGCAUUUAUACUCACAUGUGUAUUUAUUUACACUGUUGCCUGUUAAGAAAAUUUAUGCAAAGCGAUGUGCAUUUCUGAUAUGUUCCUUUAAUCUUUCAUUAAUCAAGUGUGGUGUAUUGAAAGUGCACUCGAUGAAUUGAAUUGAUGACAUGAAAAGCGCUGUGACUGCUGAUUAUAUAUUGGCACUUAUUGGCUUGGUUUCACAGAUAAGGCUUAGCUAAAGCCAGGACUAGGACUUCAUUAAAUUAAGAUCUUUAAGCAACAUGCCUUAGAAAAAGACAUUACUGGUGUGGAUCUUGAGACAAAUCAAUGGCACUGGCUUAUUUUAAGAUCUGUCAGUGGAAGUUAUUUUCAGUUGAGACGCCUCAAACACGCGUCUAUAGGCUUAAGCUUUGUCUAUAAAACCAUAGUUUUUGAUAGCAAUAAUCCAUGAUAAAACGUAUGAAUACAAAGGUGAAAAUAUCACUGUUGCUUUGCACAUGAUGUCAAACGUAAUUGUUUCGUGUAAAUAUAUUUCUUUGAUAGUGCCUUAAAUCCCAUGUUAUAUCAUACUGUAACAAAGAAUUGACAUUAAUAUGCAUCCUAGAUUGUAUGUAUUGAGAUGAUGUCAUUGAUUUGAUUCAGUCUGUAUUAUGAAUGUACUGUAACGCAUCCAAAGACUCACUUUUCACAUCAGCUAUUUCAUACCCUACAAUUACUGAUCAUAAAUAAUCGAUGCAUCAUUCAAGCCAAAACAAUAAAUCAGACACAUGGUACUAAAAGUGCAAAGACUGUAGAUUCUAUACAGUUACGGUAACAUUAGGCUAUGCAUUUGUUUACUGCAAGGACCACACUAAGUUCAGCAUUUAUUAAUCUUAUUUUUAUUAAAAAUAUAUAUAUUUUUCAUUGUUUGUGAUGCAUUAUUAUACACUGUAAAAAGUAAAACGUUGGUUAAGUUAAGUUUCACUUUAGGAGAAAAAAUUAAGUUGAAACAACACACUGUAAAACCUAAAAGUUAACUCAACUCAAACCAUUUAAGUAAACCGGAUGCAUUAGUUUUAAACCACAUACAUUUGAGUACUGUGAACUUAAACAAAUUGAGUCAUGUGCAGUUAUGCACUUAUAUUUAAGUUCACACUACUUAAAUAUAAGUGCAUAAUUGCACAUGACUCAAGUUCACAGUACUUAAAUGUAUGUGUUUUAAAACUUAAAUGGCCUAAUGCAACCGGUUUACUUAAAUGGUUUGAGUUUUUACAGUGCAUAUUUAGGUGUUACUAAUUAAAGUAAUUUUAAUUGUAAUUUAAGUAGAUCCAACUUUUUACAGUGUACUUAACAAAUGUAUUCAUAUGCAGGAAAAACAACAAUGAUUAUUAAAUGCCAUGGAAGUUGUUUAUUGUUUGGUCAUUGACUAUUGCAUUAACUCAUUUUAAUAUACGGGGUAAGGUAUUACUAAUGUAAACCUACUGAACUGUAUCAGAUUAUUAUUUAAAUGACAGCGAACAGUCCCCCAUGAUGUCAUCACGCCCCAUACUGUAUGUGUUUGUGUGUUUCUGCUGGCGGCCAUCUAAAGAGCUUUAGUACUUGUAAUGUUCGUGUAUGUCCAGUAUGAUCCUGUAUUAGUUCCUGUACUUAAUAUUGAAGAGUGACUGUCGUAUUUUUCUGCUCUUGUAAAGAAUCAUUAGAAAUGGUUUAAAUGUACGUGGGUUUAAAUCAGGAGUCUGUUCAAAUGUCCAGUAUCUAGUGUCCUCUGUCUAGUGUUCUUACUCAACAGGGUAAUAAAAUAAAUGUCUAGUUCAUUA
Messenger RNA from Misgurnus anguillicaudatus (oriental weatherfish), 7029 nucleotides. RefSeq names its product shaker-related potassium channel tsha2-like. Gene Ontology annotation, molecular function: protein binding; delayed rectifier potassium channel activity. Gene Ontology annotation, biological process: protein homooligomerization; action potential; potassium ion transmembrane transport. The record is from RefSeq and is a predicted model, not a curated record. Lineage: Eukaryota; Metazoa; Chordata; Actinopteri; Cypriniformes; Cobitidae. Gene Ontology annotation, cellular component: voltage-gated potassium channel complex; membrane.